Messenger RNA from Python bivittatus (Burmese python), 3150 nucleotides. RefSeq names its product tetratricopeptide repeat domain 13 (gene TTC13). NCBI's taxonomy places the organism in Eukaryota, Metazoa, Chordata, Lepidosauria, Squamata, Pythonidae. Gene Ontology annotation, molecular function: protein binding. The record is from RefSeq and is a predicted model, not a curated record.
ACGAAGAUGGCACCUGCUUGUGGCGCUCGGGGCUCCUGGCCGAGCGUCGCGGCGCCGAGGCUGCUUUGGGCACUGCUGGCGAUUGUCCGGCCGUUGCUGGUUCCGGCUGAGCAGUACCCGUCAUUGUCUCUGCGCCACCAGCAAGGGAGCAGUUGCUACCCGGAGUUUUGGGUGGCUGACUGGGAUGGGGAGCAAUAUGCGGCAGCUGCCGGAGAUGGUGACUCAUCAUUUUUGCACUUUCAUGAUUCAGACUGUGAACUACAAGGGUCUUCAUCUUGUGAACCUCAGCUUUCUUGCACUACAGAAAAACUUUUGAGCCAAGCAAAAACACUUGCCAAAGGAAAAAAAAUUCCAUUUGCUACAGAUGAUGACUAUACAAAUGAAGAAUUAGCUAUUGCUUAUGUAUUGAUUGGCAUUGGCCUUUAUGAGGAAGCAAUACAACACUUUUCAAAAAUGCUUCAGGAACAACCAGAGCUCAUCAGUGCAAUUUAUGGGCAAGGGAUAGCAUAUGGAAAGAAAAGGCAACAUGAUAUUAAAAAUGCAGAGCUUGCUUUGUUUGAACUAAGCAGAGUAAUUAGUCUGGCACCAGAUCAUCCUGAAGUGUUUGAACAGCGAGCAGAGAUACUGUCAUCCCUGGGUCGAAUUAGUGAAGCACUGGCUGAUGUCACUAAAGCUAUUCAGCUGAAACCUUCAGCACAACUUUAUUACCACAGAGGUAUUCUUUACUUCAUUUCUGAGGACUAUGCAACAGCCCAUGAAGAUUUUCAGAACUCUCUUGAGCUAAACAGAAACCAGCCCAUUGUUAUGCUUUACAAAGGUUUAUCCUUUUUUCACAGAGGGCUUCUAAAGGAAGCUAUUGAAAUAUUUAAAGAAGCUCUGAAGCAGAAAUCAGAUUUCAUAGAUGCCUAUAAAAGUCUGGGCCAGGCUUAUCGAGAACUUGGUAACUUUGAAGCUGCAAUGGAAAAUUUUCAGAAGGCAUUGAUGCUUAAUCAAAAUCAUGUUCAGACGAUACAACUUAAGGGAAAUAUGUUUUAUCAUCAUGGAAACUUGGAUGAAGCCUUGAAGAACUUUAAGAGGUGUCUGCAAAUAGAGCCAUAUAAUGAAGUAUGUCAGUAUAUGAAAGGUCUCAGUCAUGUUGCCAUGGGCCAAUUUUAUGAAGGAAUCAAAGCUCAGACUAAAGUUAUGCUAAAUGAUCCUUUGCCUGGUCAAACAGCCACUACAGAAUAUCUGAAAGUGAAAUACCUCAGGGAAUAUUCUCGCUAUCUUCAUGCACAUCUUGAUACCCCAGUUACAGAAUACAAUAUAGAUACAGAUCUUCCUGAAAAAUUUAAAGAUCACUGGGCCAAGAAUCUUCCUUUCCUGAUAGAAGACUAUGAAGAACAGCCAGGUCUACAGCCAAAUAUAAAAGAUGUGCAGCUUCAGAAAUUUGAAAACUAUAAGUCCUCAGUGCAAGAGAUGAUAUGUGUAGCUAAUCAUUUGGGUUCAUUAAUGCAAUAUGAGACUGUUGGAUUUCUUCCAAACAAGAGAAUGCAUAGAGCAAUGGGGCUAGCGGUGCUAGAAGUAAUGCAAGCUGUACAGCGAACUUGGGUAAACUCAAAGGUGCGGAUGAAUGGAAAAACCAAGCUGAUGCAAUGGAGAGAUAUGUUCGACAUUGCUGUGAAAUGGAGACGGAUAGCUGAUCCAGACCAACCAGUACUAUGGUUAGACCAAAUACCAGCUCAAAGCCUUAGUAGAGGUUUUAAUAAUCACAUCAAUCUAAUCAGGGGCCAGGUUUUUAACAUGAGAUACAUGGAGUAUUUUGACAAGAUACUUCAUUUUAUAAAAGACAGGAUCCUUAUUUAUCAUAGUGCUAAUAACCACAAAGAACUAUUAGAAGUUCGCGAAGCAUUGGAGCAGGUACAUAAAGUAGAAGAUCUUCUUCCAAUUAUGAAGCAGCUUAAUAGUAAAACAAGAGAUGGUUUUACCAUCCACACCAAAGUCCCAAGCCUCAAAAAUCCAGGAAAGGAGUAUGAUGGAUUUACUAUUACUAUAACAGGAGACAGGAUUAGGAACCUUUUGUUUUCAGUUGAAACACAGACAACAGAAGCAAGAACACAACUUUAUCAUACAGAAAUAGAUGCUCUUUAUAAAGAUUUAACUAUGAAAGGAAAAACAUAUAUUUUAUCUGCAGAACCUAGGGAGACAGAUGUCAUAUGCAAUCUAAUCUUGUCUGUUUUAUACUACUUCUGUAACUUAAUGCCUCUGUCGAGAGGUUCCAGUAUAGUGGCUUAUUCAAUCAUCAUGGGAGCACUGAUGGCAAGUGGAAAGGAAGUAUCAGGAAAAAUUCCUAAAGGAAAGGAUCCUGAACCCUGUUUGAGGAUAUCUUCAACAUUGCAAAGGCUGACAUGUUUUGCUACAACAGAAGCAUGCCUCUUUUGGUACAGUAUUAGAAAUAGUUCUAUGAAAAAUGGGAGGAGGAAAGCAAAAUCAUUAAAUGAAAUUGCAGUUUAAUGCAUGCUGGAUAGUAAAUGCAACUAACUUCCAAGGAAGCAUGUUUCCCAGGAGCGAACUCUUUGGAGCUUGAUCUUGAUCCUGGUCCUGAUCCAGUAAUAUUUGCAACUUUUCACUAUCAUGCCCUGUUUUUAUGGAGUAUUCCUGUUAUUGUUUAGCUCUUAAAAAAAAGUAAUAGAAUGUGUAAACCUGAUCUACCUCCUUAUUUCUUUUUUUAAAAGAGCAUUGAAAGCUCGUAUGAAGAUAAUGCAGUUGUAUUUUCUUUUGGUUAUCUUGGGUAUUGUCCACAAUUUGGUAUUUCUAAUAUACAAGAGUGAGUUAUAUGGUCAAUAAUCUUUCCUCUGGGCCUUGUAACAGAAGUUGUGUAAAUAGGCCAACUUAAAAAGUAAACACAUUUAAAUACACUUCCUUUCUAUUUAUAAUUGUGGUGGUUUUACAUUUUCCUCUGAAUUGUGUGGGCAGCUUGAGAUUUUCAGUGUUGUAUUACAAUUGCCAAAAUGGCAGCCUUUGUGAAAUAAACAGGUCAAAAAUAUCCAGUGCUACUCCACUGGUCUUCCUAAUCAUAUGGCUAUGCCUUUUGGAUGAUUCUGAAUGUUUGGGUAUGUUCUGGCAUAAUUGGAAGUUAUUUUAAAAGAUUCCUAUCUUUAAAUUCAUUUCUUA